AUGCCUCGUCGAUCGUCUCGGGCCGUUCCCGCGUCGGCGGCAGCACCAGCGCCAGUACCAAAAAGGCGCGCGUCUGACAGACUCCCCACUGCCUCCAAGACAGGACCAAAAAGACAAAAGCCCGACAUCACCAGUACCACCACUGGAAGGCCCGUCAGGUCCACCGCAAAGAAGAGCAAAUAUUUCCAGGAAGAAAAUUCAGAUGAUUCAGAAAUUGAUUCCGACAAUGGCUCACUGUCGGAGGAUUCCCCCUCCAAGUACGACGACUCCGCAUCGGAGGAUGCGGAAUCAGAUGCAUUUCCCACAGCUGAUGAGGCGACAAAAACCCCAAAAAGAAAACCCGGGAGACCACGAAAGAGCCCAGGGAGCAAUAAGGGAGACACAGGAGGUACCGGAAAGAAAUCGGAUAGUAUUCUAGAAGGUGAUACGAACAAAGCAUUGAAAGAUAAGCAGUUGUGGAAGGAAGGUGUCAGAACCGGUCUUGGGCCUGGAAAAGAGGUCUUCAUCAAGAAGCCCAAAGCAAGGGAGGCAGGUACUGUGCCCUACCAGGAGCAUACCUUACAUCCCAACACCUUCCUUUUUCUUGUGGACUUGGCAGAGAACAAUGAGAGAGCUUGGCUCAAAGCGCACGAUGCGGACUACCGCGCCUCUAAAAAGGAUUGGGAGAGCUUUGUUGCAAGUCUCACCGAGAAGAUUUCAGAGAUGGAUAGCACGAUUCCUGAGUUGCCUGUUAAGGAUCUGGUAUUCCGUAUACAUAGGGACAUUCGGUUCAGCAAGAACCCUACUCCUUAUAAAACACACUUUUCAGCUGCCUGGUCCCGUACAGGCAAAAAGGGCCCUUACGCUGCUUAUUAUGUCCACUGUCAACCUAAGUCCUGCUUUGUCGGUUCAGGUCUCUGGCAUCCAGAGGCGGACAAACUUGCGCUUAUGCGAGAGGAUAUCGACAGGAAUUCGCAUCGCUUGAAGGCGGUCUUAGGAGAGGAAGGAAUGCGCCGCGAACUUUUCAAUGGGGUACCUGAUGAAGAGAAGGCUGUCGAGGCUUUUGUCAACCAAAAUCAAGAAAGCGCGCUCAAGACCAAACCCAAGCAAGCGCGGACGGGCGAUCCCGACUGGUCUACCCGUCCGGGUCGCACCCUUUUCCCACACAAGCCCCUGGGGCCUUUCAUGUUUGCCUUUGGGUUCAACGUCAUUGCUAUUCUUCGGCCUAGCACGGAAAUUCCUCUGGCGUCCCACAGCGGCUACGGCUUGGACAAUGAAAACAUUCGACUGCUCCGCUUGCGCAGUUUCACCAUCGGCAGGCCUCUAGCCGACGAAGAGCUUAUGAGUCCCAACGCACAGGACAAAAUUGCAGCUCUUAUUGGUAUCAUGGAACCUUUCCCGGUUGUGCUGGAGGUAGCAGGGGUUACGUACCUCAACAGCGUCGUCAUGCCCGAUCCAGAGGAUAUGGAUGCCAGUUCCGGGUCGGAAAGUACAGACUAA
Molecule: messenger RNA, 1479 nt
Organism: Aspergillus bombycis
Lineage: Eukaryota; Fungi; Ascomycota; Eurotiomycetes; Eurotiales; Aspergillaceae
Product: DUF2461 domain-containing protein
Exons: 10
Coding region: 1-1479 (492 amino acids)
Source: RefSeq, a predicted model, not a curated record